Molecule: messenger RNA, 1062 nt
Organism: Coniosporium apollinis CBS 100218
Lineage: Eukaryota; Fungi; Ascomycota; Dothideomycetes
Exons: 3
Coding region: 1-1062 (353 amino acids)
Source: RefSeq, a predicted model, not a curated record
AUGUCCGGCCUCGAGAUUGUGGGAGUUGUGCUUGGUUCGUUUCCGCUCGUGGUCGCUGCGCUGGAGCACUAUUCCAAGGGCAUAUCAACAGUCAAGCAAAUCUUCAGAUACAAAUACGUAUUUGACGAUAUCCACAUCUCCCUUGUAGGGAGCGUCACAAUCUUCCGGCAAUCCUGCGAACAGCUUUUACGUGGGUUGAUGCUGCCUGAAACUCAACUACGCGACUUGAUUGAUAUGCGUCAAGGAUGGGAUGACCCGGCACUUGACGAGAAGCUGCGGCGAAGACUUGGGAAUAGAGAUCACAAGAUAUACGGGCUCUCGGUAAAGCAACUCGGGAAAAAGAUAGAUCAGCUGAAAGAGAAGCUUGAGUUGAGGGACGAUUUAAGCGUCGGUAACGUUCCCGCAGCCAAGCAAACAUCGGCUGAUAUAUUUCCGAAGGCUCAAUUCGUGCGAGACGGGGUCAUUGACGACAGACUCUGCAAAGAGUUCUUCAAUCCCUGGCGAUGUUUUACAGGGGGUUUCUCAGCCAGACAAUGUACGCUCGCACUCACUCUCGCUACCGCGGUAUUGACACUGUGCAACACAUCGUGGCUUCGCGAAAGCUGGUGCUUUGGCGACAUCUACUUCGUUGAAGAAAACCAGAGGGUCUCACUGGCUAAUCAGCCGUACGUCUCCGCGAAUUUUGUUCUAGCACCGACUUCACAGCAGACAGUACAAACAGCUUCGAGACCGGUACUAUUGCAAGUGAAGAACCAGAUGAUAUUCUCUCUGGGCGCCGCACUGCUUGAGAUUUCCUACGGCAAACCUCUGUCUUUCUUCAAGGAGGACCUCGAUGAUUGCAGCAACGAGCACAUCAUUAUGGAGUACUCAAUUGCUUCCCGUCUCCUGGACAGGAUGUCCGAUCGGGAGAGUUGGAAGUACACAAAAGCGGUGAAGUACUGUAUACAUCCUACGCCAACCGAUCCCCCAUGUAGCUUCAGCCUGGACAACGAAAUGUUCCGAAGCAUCUUCUAUCGAGAGGUUGUGUUGCCCCUACACGAAAAUUACCUUAUGUUGGGCUGA